This is a messenger RNA of Anopheles nili, 3102 nucleotides long. RefSeq lists its product as uncharacterized. The transcript is spliced from 4 exons. Bases 1015 to 2823 code for a protein of 602 amino acids. The record is from RefSeq and is a predicted model, not a curated record. Lineage: Eukaryota; Metazoa; Arthropoda; Insecta; Diptera; Culicidae. Gene Ontology annotation, molecular function: serine-type endopeptidase inhibitor activity.
AAAACGCCCUCGCCAUCACCCUAGAAGCGGAUGUAUUUGUUCGGAUAUAUUGAUUAAUUGUCCCUGGCACAAAUCUAGGUCAAAGGAAAAAUUAGGAUCGCGGUUUCCUCAAGUGCGUAGUACAUGACGGUCACACGAUGGGGCCUCUCCAAAAAUGGUGCCGGAAAAUGCACCGGCUAAUCAAUACGCCUACCCUUCCCGAUCGGUUGCGUAUCGCCCACAACGCGCCCGGUAAUCGAAACUCAUAAACGCGAGGCGUUGCGAAUUAUGCUGGUGGAGCAUGACAAUACAUAAAACCAGUCCCCACUUCCACCCCCCAGAAUAGAUGGGUGGCCUCAAGAAGUUCCCCCUAUAUUCAGAUCGGUUCGUUCCCGGGGAGGAAAGAAAAAACAAAAAAGAAACCACCUGCCGCGAUGGUGCCGGCACACUUUCGUUUAUGCUGCGCAUGCUUCACAAUCCGGAGAAGCAUAACACCGAAGCGGACCUCGAUGAUGUGGAUGGAACAAACAAACAAAAAAAACAAAAAGGCAACCCCUAACGCCACCACCCAAGACAAGAUCACGCGACCCGAAGGGAAGGUGUGCCAGCAACGGCAGCAAAACGAAAAAAGAAAGAAAAAAGGCGGGAGUUCGGCCGGGUCUGUGGCUCUUCUUCCCGCCCAAGCCGCCGGUGGAGCAUUCUUUUGUCCGUUCUCGGGUUGGGGGAUUGCGAUUUAUAAAAGAUGAUCACCUGGGCGCGAAACGAGUUAGUUCGUUGGGAAACGUGUUUCGCGAAGCGUCCGGUCUUGAGGUUUUUUCGGUGCGCAGGACGACGACGGCUUUUGCGAUGUGAAGCGCGUCGCGAUUGAUGAAUCGCCUCGAGAACACACGCGUUUUGUUUCGCUGAUAUCGAGCGAGUGGAUUAAUAUCCGUGGCCAUUGGAAGCAUCGCAAAGCCUAGAGAGGGUCAUUGAUCUCGCGCUUGGGUUAACGGAAAGCAAAUAACGAACGCACACGGAAAAAGGGUCCGGAUCGGGAUGGCCGCGCUGAGUGCGAUCGUGACGGCGAUGGUGGUGAUGAUGAUCGUGACGUACCAGAGCCCGGUUGGGGCACAGUUCUAUAGCUUGAGCUUCGGUACGGAGGAAAGCUUCGGUCCGGCGGUGAAUCAGCAACCGGAUCAGGCUGGUGUGGUGCAGCAGGACACGCGCCACCAGAAGGUGACACCACUGGAGGCGAUGAUCGACAGGACGAAUCAUCUGGGCUUUCGUGUGUUGCAUCAGCAUUCGAAAGGUAACCGGAACAACAUCGCCUUCUCGCCGUGUUCCUUGGCGAGCAUUCUGGUGGCGUUGUACGAGGGUGCAGCUGGUCGGAGUGCGGGUGAGCUGCAUGAACAGCUGGUUGCACCGUACGAUAAGGAUGUGUUGCGGGUGGGCUACCGUGACAUUCACCGGAGGUUGCGCAGUUACUUCUACCAGAAGGAGAACCUGCUGAAUGGGUUGAGUUUGAGCAGCGAAAACAUCACCAUCAGACCGGAGUAUGAAUCGGUGCUCAAGUUUUACGGGUACGAUCUCGAGAACAUCCCGGAGAUGCGGAUGCAUACUUCCACCGUUACGCCGGUCCCAACCACGAUGACCACGAUGGAGAUGGACUCGCAGGAAACGACAAGUGAUCUGCCGACCACACCAGACGAUCCUAGCAGCACCACGGAAGCGGUGGAAUCCUUGACGACCACGGCGACACCGACUUCAGACGAUCCUUCCAGUACCGAGAGUGUCGAUGAGGUGACGACGACCGAACCGACGAUCAGCACCACGGUGGUGGCAUCUUCCGAAGCAACACCAACGGACGAACCUUCGACGGAUGGCGAAGUGACGGAAGAAACGGUCACCGAAACGACUGCACCAGUCGAUGGCGAUGAGACGGUAGCACCGACGGAAGAAACUGGUGGAGAAAAGCGUCGACGUAACCUCCGUAAACGUGGCCAACGUUUGCUCCAGCGACGGCAACAUCCAGCAUCAUCAUCCUCAUCUCAGCGCCGACGAUCCUUGCGCUCCAAACGCCAACCGGACGAAAUCGACAUCGUCAGCCACCAGCGUUUUCUGCAGAAUUUCCUGCUGCAGGACGUGACGACCGGUGCACCGCCACUCUUCUCCGUCUCAGGCCCAUCGGUGUCCUUCCCGGCAGCCGGUUCGAACCGUGCCAAUCCGUUCCUACAGCAACCGGACGCGUACCGCCUGCUGGACGACACGAUCGAGCACAACUUUUAUCUCUCCGAGACGGACACGGUGAAGGUACCGUACAAGGUGUACAACACGAUCCUGCAGUACGCGUACGUCGAGCGGCUGCAGUCAACCGUCAUCGAGCUGGAGUUGGAUUCCGAGGACUACAAGCUGCUGAUCGUGCUGCCGGACUACGAGUUUGGGCUCGGGAACGUGCUGAAGCUGCUGCAGAUCGGUGAAAACGUGCCGAGCCUGCGCGACGUCACCGAACAGAUGAGCCCGACCUGGGUGAAGACGAUCGUUCCGAAGUUUAACCUCAAAGGAAACAUCAUCCUGACGAGUGAUCUCCAAAAUCUUGGUAUCAACGACAUCUUCGAGCCGUCGCGGGCGGACUUUUCGCUCAUGACCGACGACCCGAUGAUCUACGCGAAGCACAUCGAACAAUCGAUCAACGUGAACAUCCGGACGCACUCGCUGCAGCAGCUCAAGCGGUUCACGUCGCUGUACAAGAACCCGGUCGAGAUGGCCGUUAACUAUCCGUUUCUGUUCUGCAUCUUGGACAAAGAGCUCGACCUGGCGCUGAUGGUCGGCCGGAUACUCAACCCACUAAACGCACGCAUUCACUAGCGCCUGGUGGGGCUUCCGGAUGAGGGCUAGCUACCACCAGCCACAGCACCAUAGCCGUCCACGAAUGGCUGUUCGCCGUUAUCUCUUUCAGCAAUAAACCACAAGCCAAAAGGGCGUAAAACACGGUGUGCGUUCUUGAAUCCUUGAACUGAAACUGAACGAACGCUGCUACAAACAGGGUGUUUCUCAUCACGCAAGUGACUUUUAUCCUUAACGCAAUGGCUGUCGGGCUCCUGCACGUGGUGUAUAUUUUAUCUAAUAAACUCUAGCGUAGUGCCU